This is a messenger RNA of Ailuropoda melanoleuca (giant panda), 2219 nucleotides long. It is a transcript of the gene OLIG1, whose product is annotated as oligodendrocyte transcription factor 1. Gene Ontology annotation, molecular function: DNA-binding transcription factor activity, RNA polymerase II-specific; protein dimerization activity; E-box binding. Gene Ontology annotation, cellular component: nucleus. The record is from RefSeq and is a predicted model, not a curated record. Lineage: Eukaryota; Metazoa; Chordata; Mammalia; Carnivora; Ursidae. Gene Ontology annotation, biological process: positive regulation of transcription by RNA polymerase II; sensory organ development; axon development. The transcript has a single exon. The coding region runs from base 153 to 866 and encodes 237 amino acids.
GGUUCCCAAGCCGGGUUUAAAGGGGUCGGUAGCGGGCUGCUGCCCUGCCAUCGGCUCCCCGCGCGCAGGUCCGCGGGGAGGGGCGGCCUGCCGAAGGGCCCACCCCGGGGCGUUCCUGAAGGGCGCCCUCGGCCGCCCCCACCGCCCCCCAGAUGUACUAUGCGCUUUCCCAGGCGCGCGUGAACGCGGCCCCCGCGACCAUGCUGCGGCCACAGCGGCCCGGAGACUUGCAGCUCGGGGCCUCCCUGUACGAGCUGGUGGGCUACAGGCAGCCGCCCUCCUCCUCCUCCACAUCCUCCUCCUCCACGGCGGCCCCCCUCCUCCCCAAGGCGGCGCGCGAGAAGCCGGAGGCGCCCGCCGAGCCUCUGGGCACCGGAGCGGGGCCCGGCGCGCCGGCGGGCGGCGGCUCCCGGGCGGACGCCAAAGAGGAGCAGCAACAGCAGCUGCGGCGCAAGAUCAACAGCCGCGAGCGGAAGCGCAUGCAGGACCUGAACCUGGCCAUGGACGCCCUGCGCGAGGUCAUCCUGCCCUACUCGGCGGCGCACUGCCAAGGCGCGCCUGGCCGCAAGCUCUCCAAGAUCGCCACGCUGCUGCUCGCCCGCAACUACAUCCUGCUGCUGGGCAGCUCGCUGCAGGAGCUGCGCCGCGCGCUGGGCGAGGGCGCCGGACCCGACGCGCUGCGCCCCGCCAAGUACCUGUCGCUGGCGCUGGACGAGCCGCCGUGCGGCCAGUUCGCGCUCCCCGGCGGCGGCGCGGGCGGGGGCGCGGGCGGCCCAGGCCUCUGCACCUGCGCGGUCUGCAAGUUCCCGCACCUCGUCCCUGCAGGCCUGGGCCUGGCCGCCGUGCAGGCGCAGUUUUCCAAGUGAGGGCCCGCGCGGGCCCGGGGCGCGACCUAGGCCCGGCCUUCCGCCGCCCGCCUUCUCCGCGCCCCCGCGCCCAGCACUCGGGGACCGCUAGCCGAGCACGGAGGGCACUUAGAACCUUCUGGCCCAGAGGAAGGGACAGUGGGGCGCCCCCUUCCCUGCUCCCACCCCGGGGUAAUUAAAGUGACGCGAGCGGAUGUUCGACAGAGCGUCGGGGCCGUUGGGGGUUCUGAGUGGAUUCUGGCUGCUUUGGGCAGCAAGUGCGCGCCCCCAACCCCACUCUUGCCCAGCUCUCGUCUCUCCCGAUCCCUGGAGUCGGGCACUUCGCGGGGGUGGUGUGGAUUUUAGGGCACCGAGAGGUGGCUUCGGCUUGCACUGGGUGACACCUGCCCAAUCAGGGGGCCAAGUGGCUGAUCUCCGAGGGCAGGGAAAGGGUUCUUUUCCUUCUCCCCAGCGGGAGGUCACAAGCACCCUUGUUUCCACCAGCCAAGCCCUGUCAGAGGAGGCUGCCAGGCCUGAGGAAGCCGAGAAAGACCAAUUAGUCCACGCAGAUGGUCCGGGGCUUAGCAGACGAACUGACCCUCGGCGAAGGCGGCGGGACGGUUGGCAUCGCGGUGCGGCGGGAGGAGGCGUUGAUAAAUCACUCCAGGGUCCUUGGGUGUGCUGGGUUGGGAAGUUGGUCCGCUUUUAUACCCCGGCUGUUAGAGUGCAGUUUUUGAGAAUCGCGUAAGCAGGUGUUUCGUUGCGGAGAUCAUUCGCUUUUAAAUCCUGGGAUCUUCUUAAAAAGACAGUUUAGAACUUGAGAUUCACCGUUUUGUUUCCCCUUUCCCAAAGGUAGCGUAACCAACAUUUGAGCUUGCUUAAAAACAGAAACCAACCCCCUUUGACGCAGAUGGCGUUCUCGGUUUACUAAAAUAGGUAACGCGGCACUUCGAAGUCGCCGCCAGUCUUGUCUGAAACCACGGUCGCUAAUUAACUUUCUCAUAAAAAGACGCAGAGCAGGACCUGAGCCCCAAACCUCCGGCGGGGCUCGGCGGGUCCCCGCUGCGGUGGCGACUGGCGGGAUGGCGUUUUCUGCGCUGUCCCUUUGCGCGAGGGGUCUUUGCCCAGCGCUCGGGGCAGGUCUUCCCGCAGCUUCACGUGUGAAGAACUGCAUAGAUGACCGGUCUUGAUUUGUCACGGACGUUAACAAAUUAUUUCACUCAAGAUUAUUUCAUAAUCUUGCAGCAGCUUGCUUUGAAGUCUCUGUUUAAGGGUUUUGGUUGUUGGUAGUAGCGGAAUUUAACUGGCAUUUUAUUUUAUCUCUAACUUUGUUUCGUUGCUCUGUGAAGAACCAACACAAUAAAACAUUUAAAG